UUUUUAACUAUCUGUAUAUAGUCGUUGCUAGUAGUGGGAGCGCACCAAGCAAUCAAGGCAAUCGGACGUGAUCGGAAAUCGCCGCUCUUCAUCCAGCUCCUACAAUCUUUAUUUCUUUGGUUUCCUUAUUUGAUAUUCUUCUCCCCAUCCUACUCCAAGACUGCACAGAAGAAGACUUGAUCUAUCUAUCUCCUGCUGUAUUUAAUUGCUGGGACAUUGCAAAGCGUUGUGGAAUAAGGGAGAAGCUCACAGCUUGUUGAAACGUGGGGCUGGUCGUGCCGGCUCGUAUUCCGGUGGAAUUCCUUUAGGAAUCUCGCAAGUGAUAGCCGAGUCUGAAAUCGACGUUUCACGGCCAGGGAUGCUGCUUUCAAAAAUCGGAUCUCUUGCUCAUAUGUACUCGACAUCAAGCGUGGAUAUGCCGGCGAAAAUUCAAUUGCAACAAGUGAAAGAGCGGGAGCCAUUUGAGAAGAUUUAUCAAGUUGGACCGGUCCUCGGUAGCGGUGGGUUUGGAACCGUUUAUUCGGGAGUUCGAGUCGCGGACGGGGCGCAGGUUGCUAUCAAACACGUUGCCAAAGAUCGAGUGUCAGAAUGGGCUGAAUUGUCUAACGGAGCCAGGGUUCCCAUCGAAAUUGCCCUCCUGAAGCGGGUGGGAACGGGAUGCCGGGGUGUCAUCAAAAUGAUGGACUGGUUCGAGAGACCCGAUAGUUUUAUAAUCGUCAUGGAGAGGCCGGAGCAAGUUAAGGACCUGUUCGAUUUUAUCACCGAGAAGGGAGCCUUGCCGGAGGAUUUAGCCAAGAACUUUUUCCGCCAGAUCUUGGAGGCGGUGAGGCAUUGUCACGGCUGCGGGGUGAUUCACCGGGACAUCAAGGACGAGAACAUUCUCAUCGACAUAAGGAACUGGGAACUAAAGCUGAUCGAUUUCGGCUCGGGAGCGCUGUUAAAGGAUACAAUCUACACCGACUUUGACGGAACCAGAGUGUACAGUCCUCCAGAGUGGAUCCGUUACCACAGAUACCACGGCAGAUCUGCAACUGUAUGGUCCCUGGGCGUACUGUUGUACGACAUGGUGUGUGGAGACAUUCCAUUUGAGCAAGACGAGGAAAUAAUUCGCGGACAAAUUUUAUUCAGACGAAGAAUUUCAUCUGAAUGUCAACAUCUCAUCAAGUACUGUCUUUCCUUGAGGCCCUCUGAUCGGCCAUCGUUUGAAGACAUUAUCAAUCACCCUUGGAUGGAGAAUGGUGUUGUUUCACAAGAUGACAUUGGACUAAGACUGCACAGUCUGAGCUCAGAAUCAGCGAGCAUUACCCAAGCAAAUUAGGACUUGCAAAACAAGGUGGACUGAUGCUCGUAGAACCAUUUGCCUUCUCUUUGGAAGAACCAAAAAACCUGCCUGGUUUGGAUCUACCAGAUUCCACAGCCUUUUAUAAACCUUGCGAUUAGUGUGAGGGGUGAUGACAAAACAGGAAUCGCCCCCGUCCCCAUCUGCCUCCAUUCCGGUUGAUAGGAACCUGAACCGUGCGUUACGACAAGCCUGACUCUUCCCCUUCGAGUGCCUUUUAUAACCACUGGACCCACCAACUUACAAUGAAAUACUUGAAUCUCUGCUGCUUCUUCGUAAAUUUCUCUGCACAACCAUCAUACGUACACACAAAAA
This is a messenger RNA of Amblyraja radiata (thorny skate), 1654 nucleotides long. RefSeq names its product Pim-1 proto-oncogene, serine/threonine kinase (gene pim1). Gene Ontology annotation, cellular component: cytoplasm. Gene Ontology annotation, biological process: protein autophosphorylation; negative regulation of apoptotic process. Bases 359 to 1318 code for a protein of 319 amino acids. The record is from RefSeq and is a predicted model, not a curated record. NCBI's taxonomy places the organism in Eukaryota, Metazoa, Chordata, Chondrichthyes, Rajiformes, Rajidae. The transcript has 6 exons. Gene Ontology annotation, molecular function: protein serine/threonine kinase activity; ATP binding.